This is a messenger RNA of Strigops habroptila (Kakapo), 6868 nucleotides long. RefSeq names its product membrane associated ring-CH-type finger 2 (gene MARCHF2). Gene Ontology annotation, molecular function: zinc ion binding; ubiquitin-protein transferase activity. NCBI's taxonomy places the organism in Eukaryota, Metazoa, Chordata, Aves, Psittaciformes, Psittacidae. The record is from RefSeq and is a predicted model, not a curated record. The coding region runs from base 3681 to 4421 and encodes 246 amino acids. The transcript has 5 exons. Gene Ontology annotation, biological process: protein ubiquitination.
GCUCCAGAGCAGAGCUGCUCCAGCCUUGGAGCAUCCUAUAGGAAGGGGUCCCCUGCCUGGAGCAUGGGGCUGCCAGGUCUACCCGUUAGGCACUACAGCCGCCUGCAGUAGGCAGAGCUCACAGACAUGUUGCAGGCCGGGGAUUGGACUUGGGCCAUGGAAGGAUGCGAGUUAGCUGGAUGAGACAGGCUGUGUGGGAGCAGGUGCUUAGAUGUGGUGAAGGAAGUAAUUCUUUGUACUUGUUCUCCCUCAAGAUGUUUUGUGUUCAGGCCUUGGGGCCCCAGGAUUUGGGAAAUCCAUGGUUUUUUUGGUGGUGAGAAGGGAAGCAUUGAUGUUUGGAAAUGCCCUUUAGCAACUGAAAACCUUCAGUUCACCAGUGACGUUUGUAGGAUCAUAUGAUCGGAAAGCUCAGUGUAUGCAUGCAAGUGUUGGCUAAAACGGGUUUGGGAACUUCUCUGCAGAUGGGUGCGUUAUGUUGGCUGCACAACUUGGUUAUCUCCUGGUGCCACCAUGGUGAGGUUCCAGGCCUUGGUUAGGGUAAUCAGGGAAGUUCUCAGUGAGAGGAACAGACUUGGCUCGUGGCAGCCUUGCCAAGAGGUUGUUUGUCUUUUCUGGAGAUAUCCUGGAGAAGCUAACCCGUACAGAAGCUGGUGCAUACAAAGGAGGUGGAGCUGGUUCUGGUUUCACUUUGCUCUGGUUCCUAUCAAAGCCUCAGAAUUGCCCAAGGGUUUACACUGGUUGAGAUAGUCAUCCUGUAGACAGGCCACCAGCAGUCUGGAGGAGCACCUAACAAUUCCCCUUUACCGUGGUUACUUGCCUUUAGCUUUUCCUGCUGUCUUUCUCAUCUUGACUGUGGCUUAUCUCUUUGUGGCUUUGAUCAAGGUGUCCAUCUGGCCUGCUAUGGUUUCCCUGUCUCGGGGACUAACUGUCGUAUCUGGCUGCAAAGUCUAUGCAGAACAGAACCGGGGAACCCUUUAGCUCCGUGUCUUCUGCUUGUUCCUGCUGGGCAUGACUUCUGGAUGGAGAACACUGGUCCAGCCUGAUCUCCGCAGCCUUAAGCUGCUUGGUCAUUUGAGGAGAUUUUGAACCCCCUGUUGCCCUUUGGAUGAUAUCAGCUGGAUCACAUACCUCAUGGCAAUGCCCAAAGACUGACAGGUAGAGAGGAUCCUGGCAUAGCAAGAUCCUCCACCAGCACUGUGGUCUCUGCCUUGGAGUAGCAAAGCUGCUCUUUGAGGAACCAGCUCAUCUUCCUGCAUGUGUUUGAGUUUUGGAGUCUUUUUGCAUAACUCGCUUUUCUGAGCCAACUUUCCACAAACACAGUUUGUUUUUCUUCAAUUUGAGUAAUCUGUACAAACUCAGCCCUUUAUAUCCUGGAUCUGCUCGGAAGCUGAGGAUACAACAUGUUGCUGAGAAGAGACUUCUGAUUUAUUUGCUCAUGUCUAACUGUGGCAGCAGAGGGGAUAUUGAUAAUAACCUUGAAGUCUCACAGACUUUUUCUUUUUAAAUGAGAACAAGAAAUGCGUCCCCAAGGAAUGGGCUCAGAAAUGACAACUGCCCAGAAGCACAUUGGCACACGGUGCCCAGAGAAGCUGUGGCUGCCCCAUCCCUGGCAGUGUUCAAGGCCAGGUUGGACACAGGGGCUUGGAGCAACCUGCUCUAGUGGAAGGUGUCCCUGCCCGUGGCAGGGGGUUGGGACUGGAGGAGCUUUAAGGUUCCUUCCAACCCAAACCAGGCUGGGAUUGUAUGUAAAAAGUGUGUGGUUAAAACCAGCUGUUUGGGUCUUGGUUCCAACUCUGAGUUCUUGGUGUUUCUGCUAUAAAUGAAGCUGGUGAAGGGUCUAGAGAACAAGAUUUAUGAGGAACGGUUGAGGAGAACUGGGGGUGUUUAGCCUGGAUAAAAGGAGGCUCAGGGGAGGCCUUAUUACGCCCUACAGGUACCUGGAAGGAGGUUGUAGUGAGGUGGGGUUGGUCUGUUCUCCCAAGUAACAAGUGACAGGACAAGAGGAAACAGCCUCAAGCAGCACCAGAGGAGGUUUAGAUGGAGAUGAGGAACAAUUCCUUCCCCAAAGGGUGCUCAGGCAUUGGAACAGGCUGCCUAGGGCAGUCAGUGCUGGAGUCACUGUCCCUGGAGGUGUUUAAGAGAUGUGCAGAUGUGGUGCUCAGGGACAUGGUGGCCUUGGCAGUUCUGGAGGAACGAUUGGACUUGAUGAUCUUAAAGGUCUUUUCCAACCUGGCUGAUUCCGUGAUUCUAUGAAGGUUGAGUUUGGGUUUGAUGAGCUGUUGACAGUUGUGAGGAAAGGCAGCAUAUUGAUGGGCGGAGCUUUAGGGAGCCAGCAAAGGGACUGGCUUGGCUGAAAACUGUGGUUCAUGUUUAGCUGGGUAUGAAGUUGGAACCGGAGCACGCUGCAGAUGUUAUCUUUGGAUUUCAGUUACUUCCUCGCUAACUGUAUCCAUGAAAACCUUUGCUGUUUUUCCUUUGUGUUUGCUGAAUGGCAUGAGUCAGAUAUUAAAGCCCUGACUUCAGGUUCCACCCUGGGAUGGACCCUGACAAGGAAAUGCCAAAUAACUUGUAGCAGAAAGCCACGUGUUUCCUGAUGGAUGGCUGGGUGGCCAUUCCCUUCCAGCGCCAAACGGGGCUGCGGGGGCAAGGCCGUGGUGUUGCCUGUAUCUGUCAGAGGUGGAGCACAAAGAACCUCUGUAUAAAUCCUCCCAGGACACAGGGAACGAGGGCAGCUUUAUUCCAAUACACAAAAUGGACCUUUUUCCUCUGGACUUAAACAACAUUUUGGCUGAACAAAUGGAGCCGACCUUUUUUUAUUAAAAGCAUGUAUCUUCUCCCUGGUUCAGCAAGAGGCUUUUAAAGCUGAAAGAACUCCUUAACGUGCAAACCAGCUGACUUCAGUCAUUCCAACAGCAUUUGUCAUCUUACUUUUUGCUCCUUAAAUUUGGAGAGCUUGUAGCCUUUAUUUUAUCAGAGGAGAGCAAGAAGAAAAGUGGCUCUAACCCCGUGUGCUCUUUGCAGAGGUGGAGAGAGGCUGAGUCAGGGCAGUGCUGAGUCUGUUCAGUUCCUUUUUAAGUUGAUGGGAAGACUCCCAUUUGUUUUGAUAGGCAUUGACCUGCCCACAAGCUCAAGCUUAUUCCUUUUCGGAUCCAGAGGAAGGAUGGAGGGUGAUGAGACACCAGUGAAGUGCAAUCUUCUUCUUGCACGUGUUCACCACGACAGGAGCCAUCCUCACAGGUUGUGUAAGAGUUGCUUCAUUUCCAGGACAUGAAAGAACACUCGUGCUUACCCAGCUCAGUGUUUUCAGGCCUCCAGCGAGCACAUCCUCAUACUGGCUUUUUGUGUUCUUCCCCUGUAGUCUGGCCCAGCUUCCAACCAGGAACAAGCCCUUAUUUUCUUUAGCUAUUUUAGUUUGAUUUAGGCUUAGCUGAACCUGACAGAACUGCAGCUCCAUGGGAAUGUUUGACUGCUGUUAUGCACAGAGACCUUGAAAUCAAACCCCCACAUUUCCUUACAUGGGAUGGCAAAGGUUUAUUUGCCUGCCUCUACCUCCAGAAGCUGGAGAGUGAAGAUUUCCCCCUCCUACCCCUAACUGAAACAAAACUAAUUCUUCUCAUAUUUCUUCUUUGGUCUCUGUGCCGCCGGUGCCGGUCCCCAGGACAGAGGGGUCCAGAGCUGCAAUGACGACUGGUGACUGCUGCCACCUCCCCGGCUCCCUCUGCGACUGCCCGGGAAGCGCUGCCCUCUCCAAGUCGGUGGAGGACUCGGACAUCGGCCGCCCGCAGUACGUCACGCAGGUCACCACCAAGGAUGGCCGGCUCCUCUCCACCGUGAUCAAGGCGCUGGGUGCGCAGAGUGAUGGUCCCAUCUGUCGAAUCUGUCAUGAAGGUGGAAAUGGGGAGGGACUGCUUUCCCCGUGUGACUGCACAGGAACACUGGGCACCGUGCACAAGAGCUGCCUGGAAAAAUGGUUAUCCUCCUCCAACACAAGUUACUGUGAGCUCUGCCACACAGAAUUUGUUGUAGAGAGAAGACCGAGACCUUUGACAGAGUGGCUGAAGGAUCCCGGUCCCCGCAAUGAGAAGAGGACACUCUUCUGUGACAUGGUGUGUUUCCUGUUCAUCACUCCCCUGGCUGCCAUCUCGGGCUGGCUGUGUCUGCGUGGAGCCCAGGAUCAUUUGCAGUUCAACAGCCGGCUGGAGGCCAUCGGACUCAUAGCACUAACGAUAGCACUUUUCACAAUCUACGUCCUUUGGACGCUGGUCUCGUUCCGGUACCACUGUCAGCUGUACUCGGAGUGGCGAAGGACCAACCAGAAAGUCCGUUUGAUGCUCCCAUCCUCGCGGAGCCCUCACCCCGUGCCCCACUCCUUCCUCUCCGCCAAGCUCAUGAAAAAGACCGCGGAUGAAACCACCGUGUGAGCCCGUCCUACCUGGCUGCUGGGGCCGGGGCAGCCCUUCAGGGCUGGCACGAGCGAGGGGGGUCGGGUGUCCCCACGUGCACACAGGAAACGUGGUGACCGUGGAGGCCCUCGGAAACAAUCAUCCCACCCAGAGGACUUUGCAGUCAGCGUGUACUUUAUACCAUGGCAAACAGACAGAGAAUUGAGCGCUGGCAUGUGAAAUGGCCCGAAAGAGCCAGAUGGUAGAACAUGCCUGUCUGCAGGGACACUUUCUAUAACUAAAUACCAUACGUGGAAAAUAUCUCCCUCUCUAUAUAUAUAUCUCUAUAUAUAAUAUUAUUUUUUAAUGGCCAUGCAUAUUGUGUCUUAGUCCUUUUGUGUUGUUCUAAGCUUCAGUUCUAGAAGCUGGCAGCCUGAUCUCAUUCAGAGGUUAAAUCUAUGCCUUUUCUCCAAGUGAGCAUACAAAGAACACCACUUUUCAUCAAUGUUCUUCAAAGUCCCCUUCUCCUUUGCACUAAGUUGGCUUUGAUAAUCCUGCAGCAGCCUUUCCCAUUCCUCUGGUCUCUGUCGUGGUGUUUCUGUCCAUUCUAGAAAGUUGUGUGGUUUUAAGAGUUACUGUAAUCCCAGAAGGAGUAAAAUGACGUGAUUCUGAGCGGAGCCGGUUUGUAUUGGAAAGUACUGGAAUUCUGAGAAUUUCACAACACGUUUCAAAGUGAGAAAAGCUCUUCCUGUGCAGACGUGAUCUCACAGAACACUUUCCUUGUGGAUCUUGGCUCAUCCCCAGGACUUGGAUGCCCUCAGCUCUUGCUGUGUCUGGCAAAGGUACAUGGAGGGUCUGAGGGUGAAAAGUGGUGGCUCGUACGUGCUAAACCCAUCAUUGCCUUCUGCUUUGAAGAUUCCAAAAGGAGCUUUCCUGACCCCAAAAGAGGCAAGUUGGAGUCUCUGUUUGCUGAUGUCCUUUCACCACCUUGAGGCUGGACCUCUCGUAGUGCUGGUUACACACACCCCUCACGGGACAGGCCGUCACUGCAGCUGCUUGGCAGGAUGCGGGUGGUCUUGGCUGUCUCUGUGCUUCAUUUGCACAUUCCUCAGCAGCAGCUGGAGGAGCUGCUGUCAUUGGGAUCAUCCCUGGAAGUGCUCUGCCUGUUAUGUGUCCUCUAGUGAAACACCCCAAGAGAGCAGGGAGGAGGCAGGCUCCAAGGUGCCCAUGUCCUUCAGUGGGUGGUGGCAGUCACACACUAUGUCCCCCUGCUCCUUUGCUGGACACAAGUGGGUCAGUCCAGUGCCCUGCUAGAUGGAGACCUGUCAUUUCUUGAAUUCAAAGCACCACAUCCCAUUCCUCCUCCUCUCUAGCUGCAAAGCAGGAUGCUUUUCCUUACGUAUUCCCUGGGCUGGAAGUCACUGGUGGCACAAGUAGCAGGGACCAGUGUCCUCUCUUUUCCAACAGGAUUACUCCAGCCCUGGGGCCUGCUCUGCAUCUGCUCUUCUUCUCCAUCUCCUGUCCCAGGUUUCUAAUGCAACUCAGUGAUCUCCCAGCACAUCUGGCAGCAGCUUUUCUGCCCAGCUUUGGGCUGGUCCGAGCUGGUGUCUGUUCUGAGCAUGAGGGUCUUGUUUGAUCACAGGGUGGAUGUCUGCUGCCACAGCCAGGCUGUGCAUCUCCUCUCUGCCACCCUCCCUGCCCAUCUCUUUCCUUCUGCCACAUACUCGUGGCCCCUUCCCUUUUCCAUGUCACGCAGGGAUGAGUUGGCCCCCAGUGCUCCUGGAGGUUUCUAGUGCAGUGGGACCUCGUCAACCCAGCUGCAGUUACAGUCCCUGCACAGUAGCAGCAUCCUGCUUCAAAUUGGCUUGUGCAGUGGAGCUCCCACCUCCACACACACCACCCUUUGGCAGUGGAGCUGCACCACUGCUCUGUGCCUUGUCCUGGGUGCUCCUUCCUUCAGCAGCUCCCCAACAAACCCCGUGGCACCAGGGCAUUCCCAGUGAAGAGAAACGUGGGGGUUUAGUUUCACUUCCCAGCCCUGGCUACUUCCCAGGAGCUUGGUCUUGCACCAUGUCUAGUUCUGGCAGGUAAUGAAGGAUGUGCACUCCCAGACCACGUUCCCCUCGUAAGGACUUAACGGAGCCAGUGUUUCUCACCGUGGGUCACUGUGAUCCACUCACUGUGGUUCCAAACAUGCAACUGUGAAAGCCAGAGUCCCUGGCUGGGGGCAGCAGGGGCCUGGCCCUGUGCUGCUGCAUGGCCAUGGCUUCACUUGCAGCUUCGUCAUCUUUAUCAUAGUUGCCAAUAAUUGGAGUUGUUGCAUGUGCCCCUGCAAAACCCAACAGCAACUCUUGGGGUCUUCUCCUCCUUCCCAGAGGAGAUGUUCAGCUCAUGGAUGUGGGAAAUCAGUGUCUCUGACCUGCCAUGUUCCAGUGUCGUGGGGAAACGGGCUGUGCAAUUGAGUCAAUAAAAGUGAGACAAACCUU